AUGGACUCGACCCUCGAAGAUAUUGCCAGAGACACUUAUCUGAAGAAAGGCUUUGGAAUCUCGUUUGGCCCAUACAUUGUAGGGUUCGGUUUAGAUCUCUUCCUCUUGGGAUUUAUCAUACACCAGAUUUACACUUAUGCCAAUACCUCCAAAGGAGAUAGAUUGUGGUCAAAGUUGGUGGUGUACUGGUGCUUGAUCCUAUCGAUGGCUGCUACUGGAUACCUCUUUAGUUGGAUGUUCAGAUUAUUCGUGUAUAACUAUGGUACAUAUACCAAUUUUUACUUGAUUGAUAGUUUUUCUUGGUUUGUGCUAUUUGACAUUUUGACCACUACGGUCGUACAAUUUGUGUAUCUGGAGAGAGCUUGGCGACUGAACAACAAAUCAUACCUAUUAGGUUUGCCAACUCUGCUGAUCAUGGCAGCCUCUGUAGCAUCAGGGCUAUUGAUGAAGAUCACUUCUUCUCGUUUGAACACCGUCGAAGGUGAAAGUAGAUACUGGAUCGCCAUUUACGUAUGGCCUCAGUUGAGCACCGUCAUGGCUGCAGACCUAGCAUUGACGGUAUCCAUCGUUCAUGGCUUGAGAAAGGCAAAGACCGGUUGGCAACACACUAACAAGAUCAUUACUAGAGUUAUGAGGAUGUCAGCGGAGAUUCAACUACCUGCGACACUUGUCUCCACUGUUUUCGUUGUGGUCAUCAGUGUUCAAUCGAUCUGCUCGAUCGAGGUGAUUUGUCAACUUAUUCAACCAAAAGUUCAUGUCUUUGGGCUACUCGCGAUGCUCAACUCAAGGUCAUCACUUCGAAACCAGAUGAGCUCUUUACAAGGUCUAUCGUACCAAGACAAGAACUCCUUCCGGCUGAGACGGACCGACGACACAGCCUCCUCCGGAGCUUAUGCGAACAGCGAGACUGCCCUGGUAAAGUCAGCAGCGGAGGACACGGAAAGGGGAGAACGAGGAUGA
This is a messenger RNA of Kwoniella botswanensis, 960 nucleotides long. RefSeq lists its product as uncharacterized. Lineage: Eukaryota; Fungi; Basidiomycota; Tremellomycetes; Tremellales; Cryptococcaceae. Bases 1 to 960 code for a protein of 319 amino acids. The transcript has 14 exons. The record is from RefSeq and is a predicted model, not a curated record.